GCUACACGCAUUGUUCGAUCGCUUGUCUUACGGAAUCGGCGUCGCUCGAGCUUGGAAUCGGAGUAGAAAUCGAAAAAGUUGAUGAAAUGAGCACGAUUAAACUCACGUUCGGAGAUACGAUAAUUUGAAAUACCAGCGAAUCGAGAAAUUUCAUCGGAAUCACCUCGGCCGAUUUUUAAUUAACCUCUGGUUAUCGGUCAGUGCGCUGGACAAAUUUGUUCGGACUUGCCGUUGGAAAUUUCGCGAAUAUACGUGAACGAGUGUGUUGAUUCGAUUUCCCCCGACUGCACCGAUUAUUCAAAUGAUUCGUAUAACAUCUUUUCAAGCUCGUACAAUUUGUCUGGCCAGUCUGUGCCUACGUCUGUCCGCGACGACGUCCACCGCCGACGUCGAGACGUCGACGACGUCGCUGGACUAUCAGAACGAAUGGGUUGUCAGGGUAGACGGAGGUCCAGAGAUCGCCGCCCUGUUGGCUUUGCAGUCCGGUUACAAGCAUUUAGGUCCGGUGCUGGGAUUCGAGGACACGUAUUUAUGGCACAAAGACAACCGUCCUGCACAUCAGAAGCGAGGACAACCACGGUUCGAAACGACCCUCAGCUCGCAUGCAAAGGUGAUUUGGGCGGAUCAACAAAAGGUUGUACACCGAGACAAAAGAGAUCACCUGCAUUUGGUCCAAGACUUUGAGGCUGAACGACCGUUGGUCAGGGAAAAACGACUUCCACCGGAAUCGAAUGCAAAUGAGUCGACCGUCAACGCGAACGGCACGCUUUCAAAAAAUCUACCGAAGUUGAAAAAGCGUAAAAAGAGGCUCACGAUAUGGAAUCCCAAAAGAAUCGUGGGUAAAAGACGCGACAAACGUUGGUACCGAGACACGAAGGAUUCCGAAAUGUUUAAUGACGAGCUUUGGGGACAAGAAUGGUACUUGCAAGACACGCGAACCACGAAGGACCUUCCAAAGCUCGACCUGAACGUCCUUCCUCUUUACCGGCUCGGGAUAACGGGUCGUGGUGUUCGGGUGGCGGUACUGGAUGACGGCCUCGAAUAUACCCACGACGACUUGCGCAGCAACUAUGACGCGGAAAUCAGUUACGACGUCAACGAAGGUGACCCGGAUCCGAUACCACGAUACGAGGCAACAGGAAUAAACGGUCACGGCACAAGAUGCGCGGGAGAAAUUGCCAUGCGAGCUAACAACGGGAAAUGCGGAGUCGGCGUAGCUUUCGGAGCUUCUAUCGGCGGUAUCAAACUCCUGGACGGCGUGGUGAACGACAGGGUCGAAGGAGAGGCUCUCGGGUAUCGCGCGGACCUGGUCGACAUAUACACGGCGUCCUGGGGCCCAGCGGAUGACGGGAAGAGCCUCGAGGCGCCCGGUCGACUCGCCUCCGAAGCUCUCCGCAAGGGAAUCACCCAGGGGCGUGACGGUAAGGGUAGCAUUUACGUUUGGGCUUCCGGAAACGGGGGAUCUCGAGCCGACGAUUGUGGAUGCGACGGAUACGUUGGGAGCAUCUACACCGUAGCCGUGGGUUCGGCGAGUCAAACGGGGAGAUUUCCAUGGUACGGCGAAAGGUGCCCCGCCACCCUCGCUACCACCUACAGCAGCGGAGCUUAUCACGAUCAGAUGAUAGCUACAACCGAUUUGAGGAAUACCUGUACCACGAGACACACAGGGACGUCAGCUUCGGCCCCUUUGGCUGCUGGAAUUCUUGCGCUCGCCUUACAAGUCAACAAGAAUUUAACUUGGAGAGACGUACAGCAUCUGGUUGUCUGGACUUCGGAGUACAGCCCUCUAAGGGAGAACCCCGGAUGGUUUAAAAAUGCCGCUGGCUUCUGGUACAAUUCGAGAUUCGGUUUCGGACUGAUGAACGCCUUCUCUUUGGUUACGACCGGAUACAACUGGACCACCGUACCGGAGAAAGGAGAGUGCAACGUGGAGCCAGACUACGCGGCGAACAAAACCCUGGCACACGACAGUCCGGUCCACGUUACAUUCGCAACAGACGGCUGCCGAGGAACUAAAGAUCAAAUAAACCACUUGGAACAUGUUCAAGUGGAAGUGAACAUCCGGUACAGCGUGAGAGGUGCUCUGGAAAUGCAUUUGACGAGUCCGUCCGGAACGAAAGUCCCAAUCUUGUCAUCGAGAAAACUGGAUGAAUCCGGAGAAGGUUUCGUCAAGUGGAAGUUCAUGUCCGUCGCUAGUUGGGGGGAAGACCCCCGAGGUACCUGGCAUCUUCGGAUCGCGGAUAGGGUUGGACCGAAAACCAACAGAGGAACGUUGGGUAAUUUGACCCUGAUUCUCCACGGGACCAAAACGCUACCGAAUCACGCAAAAAAAGGAGCAAGAAUAUACGACGACGAGUACAACAGGAUCAGAAAAAUGAACCAGAAGGAUUUACCGCCCGUGGAUGACGUACCGAAUUGGUUGGAGAGAAUAACGAAGUGGGAAAAUGGACCCGAAACGGAGGAGCUUUUCGAAUCACCAAUAGAAAGAAGAUGGUUGAACUAUUUAAGAUAAAUCAAUAAAUCCAGAGUUGUGAUGUGCGUACUUAUAAUAUGAAAAUGAAUUGAAUAAAUUAAUAAAACGACAACCGCA
Messenger RNA from Athalia rosae (coleseed sawfly), 2590 nucleotides. RefSeq names its product neuroendocrine convertase 1-like. Gene Ontology annotation, biological process: protein processing. Gene Ontology annotation, cellular component: trans-Golgi network; Golgi membrane. Gene Ontology annotation, molecular function: serine-type endopeptidase activity. The record is from RefSeq and is a predicted model, not a curated record. Lineage: Eukaryota; Metazoa; Arthropoda; Insecta; Hymenoptera; Athaliidae. The coding region runs from base 302 to 2512 and encodes 736 amino acids. The transcript has 15 exons.